CACACUCUACAGGGCCUGGAUUUAAGAGGAGGACUCCCAGCCUAUAAAAUGACAGACGAUAAGGUCACCGGGACCUUGGUUUUCACUGUCUUCACUACCGUGCUGGGCUCCUUCCAGUUUGGAUAUGACAUUGGUGUGAUCAAUGCACCUCAACAGGUUAUAGUUUCCCAUUACAGAUAUGUGUUGGGUGUUCCUCUGGAUGACCGAAAGGCUAUCAACAACUAUGCUAUCAACAGUACAGAUGAAAUGCCCACAAUCCCAUACUCAGUGAACCCAACACCAACCCCUUGGGUCGAGGAAGAGAGUGAGGCAUCUGCUGGCCUGAUCACCAUGCUCUGGUCACUGUCUGUGUCCAGCUUUGCAAUUGGUGGAAUGAUAGCAUCAUUCUUUGGUGGAUGGCUUGGAGACAAACUUGGAAGAAUCAGAGCUAUGUUGGUAGCAAACAGUCUCUCAUGCCUUGGAGCCCUAUUGAUGGGAUUUUCAAAACUGGGACCAACUCACAUUCUCAUAAUUUCAGGAAGAGGCAUUUCAGGACUCUACUGUGGGCUGAUUUCAGGUCUGGUUCCAAUGUACAUUGGUGAGGUUGCUCCAACCAAAUUCAGGGGCGCUCUGGGUGCUCUUCACCAGCUGGCCAUCGUCAUGGGUAUUCUUGUUAGUCAGAUUGUUGGCCUUGACUUUAUUUUGGGCAAUCCUGAUCUGUGGCACAUAAUGCUUGGCCUGUCUGCUGGGCGAGCCUUAUUCCAGUCUGUGCUGCUCUUCUUCUGUCCAGAAAGCCCCAGGUACCUUUACAUCAAGUUGGAUGAGGAAGUCAAAGCAAAGAAAAGCUUGAAAAGACUCAGAGGAUGUAGUGAUGUCACCAAAGACAUGACUGAGAUAAGAAAAGAAAAAGAAGAAGCAUUAAAUGAGGAGAAAGUCACCAUAUUUCAGCUCUUCACCAAUUCUAGCUAUCGACAACCCACUCUAGUAGGAUUGGUGUUACAUAUGGCCCAGCAAUUUUCUGGAAUUAAUGGGAUCUUUUACUACUCAACCAGCAUUUUUCAGUCAGCUGGAAUCAGCCAACCUGUUUAUGCAACCAUUGGAGUUGGUGUUGUCAAUACACUAUUCACUGCUCUCUCUGUAUUGUUAGUGGAGAAGGCAGGGAGGCGCUCUCUAUUUCUAAUUGGAAUGAUUGGGAUGUUUUUCUGCGCCAUCUGCAUGUCAGUGGGACUUGUGUUACUGGAUAAGUUGGCAUGGAUGAGUUACGUGAGCAUGACAGCCAUUUUCCUCUUUGUCAGUUUCUUUGAAAUUGGUCCAGGCCCAAUCCCCUGGUUCAUGGUGGCUGAGUUUUUCAGUCAAGAGUCGCGUCCUGCUGCUUUAGCAGUGGCCGCAUUCAGCAACUGGGGCUGCAAUUUCAUCAUAGCUGUGUGUUUCCAGUACAUUGUGGAAUUCUGUGGACCUUAUGUGUUUUUCCUCUUUGCUGGAGUGGUCCUGGUGUUUACAGUAUUUACAUUCUUUAAAGUUCCAGAAACCAAAGGAAAGUCCUUUGAAGAAAUUGCAGCAGAAUUUCGAAAGAAAAGUGAUUCAUCCCAAGUUCCCAAAGCUGCUGUAGAGAUGGAAUUCCUCGAACCUACCAACACUGCAUGA
This is a messenger RNA of Orycteropus afer afer, 1623 nucleotides long. It is a transcript of the gene SLC2A2, whose product is annotated as solute carrier family 2 member 2. NCBI's taxonomy places the organism in Eukaryota, Metazoa, Chordata, Mammalia, Tubulidentata, Orycteropodidae. Gene Ontology annotation, cellular component: membrane; brush border. Gene Ontology annotation, biological process: D-glucose transmembrane transport. The record is from RefSeq and is a predicted model, not a curated record.